GAUUUUAAAAAAGGUAAAACACAUCCUUGCUCGAGCAAUGUAGACACUGAUCCGGGGUCCACAUUGUCCAGUGGUGUAAAUAACAGCAAUUCCUCCACUGGCCCGAGAACUGUUUACGGGAUCAAUCCUCUGGACCGACCGGCCUAUCGAAGCGCAUCUCCUUUGGCUUUAUGUGCCCCAGACAGCCAGUUCGCAUUACCGGCACCGGAUUCCGCGGCCAAUGGUCAUCAACCCAAGCUGGAUCGAUCUCAGAUCUCGCUGAAACUUGCGACUGUUCGUUGCGACCGGUUGAAACAGUUUGAUAAACUAACCUUGUUCUUAUUUUAUUUGUGGGCAUGCUUGAGUAUCGCUGCUUUCCGUUGCAGCAUCACAUUUUCGGGCAUCGCCGCUCUAGCCUCCCGGGGUUAUGACUCGUUUGCUCACCAUUCCGAACCGGAUUACCUGUUACAUGAGAAGAUUUGA
Echinostoma caproni is the source of this 462-nucleotide messenger RNA. The record is from the annotation of a GenBank genome assembly. NCBI's taxonomy places the organism in Eukaryota, Metazoa, Platyhelminthes, Trematoda, Plagiorchiida, Echinostomatidae.